AUGGUUCUUCAGGUGGAUUUGUUGACUAAACGCUUUUUUACAGAAAGUGCAGAAAAAGCAUUUCGCCGAGAUUGGAGCAGUCGGAACCAGCAAAGGAGAGACAGCAGAACUGCUUCCACUGCCAGUCUUUCCACUACUAUUUCCCAAAUUGGCAUGAUUCGGCGAAGAAUGUAUGCCUGCAGCAGAACCUGGAGAGGCAGCAGCGGGGUUCGGCAAGGUCUAUUCAUAUUAUCUAUCUAUCUUUCUCACUCUAGUCUGUCUAUCUUUCUCAGUCUGAUCUAUCUAUCUAUCUUUCUCACUCUAGUCUAUCUAUCUAUCUUUCUCAGUUUGUUCUAUCUAUCUAUAUAUAUAUCUAUAUCAAUUUUUCAUAUCUAUCUAUCUAAUUCUAUUCAUAUCUAUUCAUCUAUCUAUCUAUCUAUCUAUCUAAUUCUAUUCAAUUCUAUUAUCUAUCUAUCUAUCUAUCUAUCUAUCUAUCCAAUUCUUUUCAUAUCUAUCUAUCUAUCUAUUUUAUAUCUAUCUAUCUAUCUAUCUAUCUAUCUAUCUAUCUAUCUAUCUAAUUCUAUUCAUAUCUAUCUGUCUAUCCAAUUCUUUUCAUAUCUAUCUAUCCAAUUCUUUUUAUAUCUAUCUAUCUAUCUAUCUAUCUAUCUAUCUAUCUAUCUAUCUAUCUAUCUAUCUAUCUAUCUCAUGCUAUCUAUCUCUGUUCAUAUCUCUCUCUCUCAAUUAUAUAUAUCUCAUUCUGUUCAUGUUUAUCUAUCUAUCUCUCUAUUCAAUUCUGUUCAUAUAUCUCUAUCUAAUUUUAUCAUAUCUAUCUAUCUGUCUAUCUAUCGAUCUAUCUUCCAAUUCUGUUCAGAUAUAUCUAAUUUUGUUCAUAUCUAUCUAUUUAUCUAUCUCUCUAUCUCAGUUGUCUUCAUAUCUAUCUAUCUUUCUAUCUAUCCAAUUCUGUUUAGAUAUAUCUAUCUAAUUUUGUUCAUAUCUAUCUACCUACCUAUCUAUCCCAGUCUCUUCAUAUCUAGCUAUUUAUCUAUUUCAGUCUCUUCAUAUCUAUUUAUAUAUCUAUCUUCCUCAGUCUCUUCAUAUCUAUCUAUCUAUCUAUCUAUCUAUCUAUCUAUCUAUCUAUCCAAUUCUGUUCACAUCUGUCUAAUUAGGUUUAUAUCUAUCUAUCUAUCUAUAUUUUUGAGAUGA
Messenger RNA from Acanthosepion pharaonis, 1182 nucleotides. The record is from the annotation of a GenBank genome assembly. NCBI's taxonomy places the organism in Eukaryota, Metazoa, Mollusca, Cephalopoda, Sepiida, Sepiidae.